Molecule: messenger RNA, 3345 nt
Organism: Aphanomyces astaci
Lineage: Eukaryota; Oomycota; Saprolegniomycetes; Saprolegniales; Verrucalvaceae
Exons: 1
Coding region: 1-3345 (1114 amino acids)
Source: RefSeq, a predicted model, not a curated record
AUGGCACUGCGAUGGACACUUGGGCUCAUGACCUUGUCCCUUCUCGCUGCGGCUGACCUAACGUCAUACCUGCAGCGCCGCGAGGAUGACGCCCUCAUGUGCCUCUACACAUUUGACCAUCCGAGCCUGGACUCCCAAGUCCCCAACUGCCCGUUCGGUUCCCUCGUUCCGACUCCAGGCUUGGUAGCUCCCUUGGGCGACGACCAAGUCGGGUACCGCUGGAACCCCUCGGACGCGAUCGACAUGGUACAGCUGCAAUCAUCCGAUGUGGUGGAAUCUCGCGCGUUCUACGAGCCAGCCCUGGGGAAGCGGGGGGUGACGUUUGAGAUGGUGUUUCGGCUGUACAAACUGGCCGCGUCCAACGUGAACGUCAACUUGUUUGCCAUCUCGUCGCCGUACGACGACUGCAGCAACCCUGGCUUUCGAGUCGAAGUGAGCGAUCGACACCUGCUCGUGCUCAUCUUUUACGUGCUCAAGCCAGACAACUCGGUCCAAGUGUGCUUUGAGCAGCAUUUCUACUCGAUGAUGGAGAAACGCGGGUUCAGACCAUGCCAGAUCCCGUUUGGCGCGUCCCCCCGAAAUGGAGACAACCCCCCUCCCCCCAUCGUGCACUUUUUGAUCUCGAUCAACCCGAACGAUCCCACCCGGGGGGCCUGGACCACUAUCUUUCAAGUGACGUACUACGAGGCGGACGGGUCCAUUCGGGAAUGCAUUGCGUACAAUUCCAUGGAGGGCGUUCGCGGCUUCGCCGACCUCAGAGUCUUCGGCAACUACAAACUGUAUAUUGGAAACAACGGCCGUCGUGUCAAGCACCGCGUCCCCCGCAAAGUCCCCUACGUAGCCCCCCCGUCGCCCCCUGGCCCAACCGUGACGCCCCGAGAAGUGACCAUGCUCGACAACCUCGGCAACUAUUUGUACAUGGCGCUGCCCCAACUCGACGGGCUGUUUUUGGCGUUCAACGGGAAAAAAGUGGUCGAAAUCAGCCCAAAGGGGAUCUCCUUUGGGGAUGCAGGCCGGGUGUACAACGUUGGCGACAUUGGUCGAUGGAUCAAGAGUGCUUUGUCCAAAUUGAAAGACUCGGCGGCUCUUCGACUGCGCAAGACGGAGAUCUAUGCCCAGCUAGACGCCAUGGCAGCCGCCAACAAGCCCCCUCCCCCGACGCCUCAGGCGUCCGUCGACUGGUCCAAGACCCCCCUGCACGCACGGUACCCCCUUCCGAACGCAUCCAUUGACAUGGACGUGUUUUUGUUUGCGAUUGCGUCCAAAGUGUUCCUCGUGAGCCGACUCAUUGAAGUGCCGACGAUCGAGUUGCCACACAUGGGCACCAACAACCGCAAGCGAACCAUUACAAUGAUGCAAGACACGUCCAUGACGAUCCCUCUGCGAGCAUUUACGUUUAAUCGCCGCACGUCCCCGCCCCUUGUGAUCACGCAGUGGCCAGAAUUCGGCACCCUGUCGCAAUGCGCCUCGUCUGGAGUAGGGGAAAAGGUGGUCGCGUCCACGGUCUUGAACGAUGGCUGUGUCGUGUAUACCCCGCCAGCCAAGCGCUCGAACACCAACAUUCCGGGGGGAAAUCCGUAUUUAGUCGAACGGCGAGCUGCCCAGCCGUUCGCGACUUUGGGGUAUGCGGUGGCCGGGACAAAGACCGCCGCCGCGACCGUGCACUUCUUUGUGACCGCUGCCCCCUUAUCGGGGUCCGGGCCGACUCCAUUGGUUGCAUCAAACACCACUGUCAAGAAAAAAACGAAUCCCCCGAUUGCCAACUUGCCCCCCACUACAAUGACAACUGCCGUACUAGUGGCGCCUCCAUAUCAGUACAACGUGCGGACCCGGGACAAUGGGAAGGUCACGCUUUCCCUUCGCCUUCAUUCGGUGCGCCCCCUCCAUCCCAAGGUGAUGCUGCGAGUUACGUUGAAGAGCGGCAUGGAAGCCAAGGUAGCGAUUACGUCCGACCCGUUGCGGAAUGCCAGUCGUGCCGCGCAUUGCGGCAUGCAGCUCAAGUUUGGCGAAGUGUGCUGGGCUCGUGACUCAAAUAGCUCUGGGAUUGAGUACGAGCUCACUGGAUUGUGGCUGAGCUCGGCGCAAGUGACGUUUCGAGGCGAGUGGACCCAAGUACAAAAUGCGUUAACGGACCUAGUCGUCACCGACAGUGUGAGGUACCCCCACGUGACCAAGCUCAAACUCAAAAUUGAAUCGCUGACACCAACUUUGGCCACGUUUCCGGUCGUGAAGCGAACGAUUUCAAUUCAGUUUGCGCCACCCAUGACCACCACCACCAUGACGAAUGUCAUGUCUUUGUCGUCGUCAUCUGUGGAAGGGGGGGUUGAAGAGGCUGACUGCACCCCGUUGUUUUUCGUGCUGCCGGGCGUGUGCGAAGAGUCGUUUGGGGGGCGGUCUGGCAUUUGGGGAAGCAUUUUCACCGCGCUCGUGGUGGCUUGGGUGUUUGGGAUGUGGCAGGAACGGACGGCGGCGGGGCGCGCGGCGGCACUCGCCCAACGGACCGUCCAAAACGCCUCCGAGUUCAAUGCGAUCGUCCAACAGUUCAAGGGCGUGAUACAGGAGCCCAACAUGCACGCGGCGAUGGCGCUUCUUUCGUUAUGCGAAACCCACCACGAAACGUUGAUUGCGAUGGCGGGGGUGACUCUUGUCCUGACGGAAUCGCAGACAAUGCCUCGAUUCUGGAGUUUGCUCUUGUCCAGACAAGGAACCCAUGAACAGAUUGAAUAUAACAAGAUGGAGGACAUGAUGCGGUGGUACUGCCGCUUAAUCGGCCGGGGCUGGAUCAACGGCGUGUUGGACGCCGCGGUGGCCAAAGUGACGUCCUGUAACAUGACGCACGAACGCGAUUUGUGGGCUGUGGUCGAGACCACAAUGCGGUUGCAUUUGGCGACGGUGCCUAUGGAAAUCGCUCUUUUAUCGACCCUCGGGCCUACUCGAACGUUUGGCUUUGUGGACCACUUUUUGCGUCCGAGCCUGCAAGCGGCGGUUCCGCAGCUGCCCCUGGCACUGCAAGCCACCAUGGCUAGCCACGUCGACGACGUGGUGUGGAUGGAGCCCAUGGCCUCUGUUGUGCUGCAGCAAAGCUUUGACGCGAGCUACACUCCUACGCCAACUCCUCUAAGCGGUGGAUGCCAUGAACUGAUGCCACAUGCCCUCCUGCACCUCCUGUGCCUCGUCAAGAGGUACGAAGAAGGGAUGGUAGCGUUAUGCCUACACCAAGACCAAGAUGAUGUGCCUCCGGUUGGUGUCCGGUUGGAGCAGAUCAUAGAGGCGUUGGGCAUCACCAAGCAAAACUACACGGACCUCGUGGGUCUUACCCAAUGCACUACCAUGGCGGUCGAGUAG